AGCUGGACACCAUGGAGUGCAGGCUGCGUCACCUGGAGAGCAGAGUGAUCUCGGACGUGGGGAAGACUCCGGACAUCAUGUGUGAGCUGAAGAGUCAGGUGGAGUCGUUUCAGAGGAAGCUUGAGAGCGUGGAGCACCUGAGCUGGAUGGGUCUCUUUAAAGAGGACAGCGACCACAAGCUCUCCAAGUUGUCCCCGAAACCCAAAACUUCUCAGCUGGGCGUGCAGGAGGAACGCCAGCAAGUCCGCAAGAAGUUCCUUAACAUGAGCUCGCUGCAGGUGACGGAAGAAGUGAGAGAGAAUCUGAAAACUCCCAUUUUUGACAACUGGCAGUGGGAGGAGGCAGAGAUGCUGGUGCUCCUCCAGGUGAUGUUCACCGACCUGGACUUCCUGACGGUGUUCCACAUCGAGCUGGAGGUCCUGCAGAACUUCCUGUUCCAGGUCUACUGCCACUACAACAACAUCCCCUUCCACAACUUCAGACACUGCUUCUGCGUCACUCAGAUGAUGUACGGGCUGAUCUGGCUGACUGACCUCAGGAGUAAAAUCUCAAGAAUCGACCUGCUGAUCAUGUUGACCUCGGCUCUGUGCCACGACCUCGACCAUCCCGGCUACAACAACGUCUACCAGAUCAAUGCUCAGACCGACUUGGCUCUACGCUACAACGACAUCUCACCCCUGGAAAACCACCACUGUGCUGUCGCCUUUGGCAUCAUGUCCAAG
Messenger RNA from Plectropomus leopardus (leopard coralgrouper), 722 nucleotides. Lineage: Eukaryota; Metazoa; Chordata; Actinopteri; Perciformes; Serranidae. The record is from RefSeq and is a predicted model, not a curated record.